CGCUUUUCUUCAGAGUUUGCAAGCAAAGACAAGCUUUGAGCGAGAGCGAGCGAGAGAGAGAUGGCAGCCUCCAUGAUCACCUCGCCGCUGGUGGCGCCGACGAGCCUGCCCUCGCUCUCCCGCCGGGGCUCCAACUUCGCCGUCGUCCAGAGCGGCGGCAAGAAGAUCAAGGUCGACAAGCCCCUCGGGCUCUCCGGCAGCUUCUCUUAUGACGUCGACGCCAACGGCAGGAAGGGCACCGGAAAGGGCGUCUACCAGUUUGUUGACAAGUACGGCGCCAACGUCGACGGCUACAGCCCCAUCUGGGCGCCAGAGUCGUGGUCUGAAUCUGGUGACCGCUACGCCGGUGGAACCACGGGGUUGCUGAUCUGGGCCGUCACCCUCGCCGGCAUCCUCGGCGGCGGCGCCCUCCUCGUCUACAGCACCAGCGCUCUCGCCAGCUAAGGAAUCAUCUAUACGUUACGACACAGGGGCCUGGUCUAUACAUGCAUGUCUGUAAUGUACGUAGCUACGUCCUGUGAAUGUAUGUGAUCGACGAUGCCAAGUACUUUGAUCGGAACGCAUAUGAUUUAUGUACGUAACACGCUGCUACUACACUUCCUACUUUGGGGUAAUUAAUUAUUUAUUGAUGCAAAGUAUUUAGACUA
Molecule: messenger RNA, 647 nt
Organism: Lolium rigidum
Lineage: Eukaryota; Viridiplantae; Streptophyta; Magnoliopsida; Poales; Poaceae
Product: photosystem II 10 kDa polypeptide, chloroplastic-like
Exons: 5
Coding region: 61-444 (127 amino acids)
Biological process (GO): photosynthesis
Cellular component (GO): photosystem II oxygen evolving complex; photosystem II; thylakoid membrane
Source: RefSeq, a predicted model, not a curated record